Messenger RNA from Pomacea canaliculata, 1116 nucleotides. RefSeq lists its product as uncharacterized. The transcript has 2 exons. Lineage: Eukaryota; Metazoa; Mollusca; Gastropoda; Architaenioglossa; Ampullariidae. Bases 14 to 811 code for a protein of 265 amino acids. The record is from RefSeq and is a predicted model, not a curated record.
UUGAAAACUUGUGAUGUUUGUGCGCUCCACGACCUUUGACCAGCAGGAAGCUGUGUGUGACGGUAACUAUUGUAACACUCAUGUCUGUCAGAGGUUACACUUCGACACUGUGUGUGAGAAGCUGCUGACAGAAGUUCCUCAUCUCCAUCUUUGGGCGGCAAAUUGUUACCAUGGUGACGCACCCGCCGGCUGGCAAGUGGAAUAUUUAACCAGACCCCUCCGCUCUCCUCCGGCCGUCGUCAGGGAAGUCGAGAAGAACACAUUGAUCACUAUUGACCGUCUUGUUCUCCCGUACAGCGAGCGAGGUGUGCCCGACCACACAGACGGCCCGCCAGUCAGACGACUGUCUCACCGAGGUCAAGGUCACUCAGGUGACAGUCCAGUUCACUGUGUGACGUGUGGUCGUGACGUGGCCAGCUUCCUACACAGUCUCCGUGUUGGUGUUACAGAGAAUGUCACGACAACAGCCACGACCGUCACCUCCACCACCGGCACCACAACACAGCCCUGCCUACAGUGGAGAAACGUUCUGGUGGUGUACUGGUCUUACAUGACUGACGACUCCGGUAUGGUGAAUGGACUUAAAGAAGCGGGUAUCCCAGUGCGUGUGAUGAAUUACAAUGACAUCGAUGACGUGGCCACGGCUCGCAGUGACGUGGUGUGGGUGACGCUUGGAUAUGAUGUUAGUGGUCUGGAGAGAAAAGUCGUCGUGUGUCUGGAGGAUCAUGAUACAGUCCGGUUCCACGCUAUGUCCCGGUGUACGUCACAACUUGUGAUUGUCUACGAUGACGACAAAACGAAGGAUAAGUGACGUCAUACACAUGUUGUGUGUGACACAUAUAUGUAUAUCUAUUUAUAUACUCACGGCUUUCACCCGUUUAAAGAAGCAGUGAGGCGAAGUAGCAAGGGUAGUUACAGGCUGCAGCAGGCAAAGUGACGAGCGAUGCAUCGCCCUGACCAGCUGCCAAGUGGAUGUAAAGAGGAAGAGAAAACGGACGCCGUCUAACAAAACAAACAAAACAAUGAUGACGGGAAUAGCAAAUGGAAGCGGAUCUAGAAAAUAUAACUAACCUCCCGACGACUGGAUGUGAAGUAAUAAAGAACGGUUAUACUUUU